CAGCUCUCCCGGCAGUACUAGAGGAACCAGACACCUGUAUACACGUUGCGCUUCCGUCAUACAGGAGAGAGAGUCUUUAUCUAAUCAUCCUUUAGGAUUAACUCACAGGAAAAUAGUAAAACAACUUAAGAGUUGAGUGAAAAUGUGGUGUACUCUGUUUUAGAAAAAGUAAAAAGUUGGGUUAAGUGGUUGAGAGCAGCAGUGAUAGUGAAAGCUAGGGUUCUGCUCCUCGUGGAUAACCAAAAAGAAGACAUCAUACAGCUAAAUAGCUAGACUCAUCCGAACCUUCCUGUUCUCCAUACUCAAGUUAUAGCUCACUUAAACAAAAAAAAUGAACCUUUUAUCCACGUUUAAGUAAAUCCAAUAUUUUUGGGAAAGAGAAGUACAAUACCCCUGUUGAUUUAUGUACCGUAAAGGCUUAACGACAGCCUCUAACGUCAGAUUUGCUAAACACAUUUGAAGGUUAUGGAGUUGUAGGAGACUAAUGUAUACGGCCAGUGUGAUAAUAUUAGUUUUUCUGCCUCGCUCCUGAGAUUUGCUCCGCCAUGGAUACGUUUUUUAUUUUAAUCCCUUCAUUUCAUGUAGCACUGAAUUAUAUUCAAGCUGAUCCUUGAUAUUCAUUAAAUACUCACAAUAUUCCUUAUACGAAAUUACAAGAAAUUAGUCUACAUAGUAUAAAAUCCUAUAAAAACUUAAAUAUAAUACAAAUGAAUCAGCAUCCCCAAUGAUCGUACAAAAACUGAAAUACAUAAUAUUACCCGAGUUUACCUGAGAGCCACUAAGACAAGUGGCCUCGACGAGGACAGGAAGCCGGCGGCUUGUUGAAGGUUCCCCCCCCUUUGCCUUGAUACAUAUAUAAACGUAAAUUUCCAAUUGGCAUCGUGGUGUGUGGAGUAAGAGCAGGCGACGAUGGCUGGCCUGAGUGUGCGUGUCAAGUUUGGGUACGGAGUGGGACACGUCCUGAACGACCUCUGUUCUGCCAUGUGGUUCACCUACCUCCUCAUCUACUUCCACCACGUGCUCCUCUUCGACAACUCCCUGGCUGGUGUUGUUCUCCUCAUUGGGCAGGUGGCUGAUGGAUUGUCCACACCCUUUGUUGGUCGGGAAGCAGACCGUACCGAUGACCUGCCCUUCUGUACGCGUUAUGGCCGUAGAAAAUCAUGGCAUCUUUUCGGUACCUUUUGUACAGUGAGUGCAUUCCCAUUUAUCUUCCUUGGGUGUUUUGGGUGUGGUUCCUCUGAUGAAUGGGCUCAGGUAAUCUACUAUGCCCCAUUUGUCAUCAUCUUCCAGUUCGGUUGGGCGGCUACACAAAUCAGCCACCUAGCCCUCAUACCCUCCAUCACUCAAGACCCAAAUGAUCGUACAGAGCUCAAUGCUAUUAGAUACGGAUUUACUGUAAUGUCCAACAUUACGGUUUACAUUGUGACUUGGUUAGUACUAGGAAUAGACACGGUCAGUCCACAAUCUGGUCUUGGUCCUGAGGAUGGCAUUAAGUUUACGUAUAUUGUUUUGACUGUGCUGGCCAUUGGUAUAUUAUUUGUUAGUGUUUUCCAUGGACUUGUCAAAGAAGUCAACAUUCCACAAUAUGGCAGAAUAUUACCCGAUGAUGACGAGACUAGCGGUGCAGACAGUUCUCACACAGACCAAAGGAACUUCUCGCAUCAGAACGGUGUGUCUCUAUAUGCUCCAGUGCACUGUCGCAUGACUGCUGUCGACUGGUUCAAAAGCAUACAGUUCUACCAGGUGGCUGUGCUCUACAUGGGAACUCGGCUCUUCUGUAACCUCUCGCAAGCAUUUGUCCCCAUAUAUAUCCAAGACACUCUUCACUUGCCUCAAGAAUCUGUUGCGUACAUUCCGUUGGUGAUGUACAUUUCUGGCUUUCUCACCACUACUAUCAUGAGGGCUCUCAACAAGUUCAUUGGUAGGAAGGCAUCAUUCAUCUUGGGAUGCAUCAUCGGUGGAGCAGCGUGCAUUGCAGUCUGGUUUGGAGAGGGUGACUUCUACAAACAAUACCUUUUGUACGGAGUGGCGGCACUGCUUGGAGCUGGAGGCUCCAUCAUGCUAGUCACAUCACUUUCCAUUACUGCUGAUCUAAUUGGACCCAACAUAGAGUCUGGGGCUUUUGUGUAUGGUGCUAUGAGUUUCACAGAUAAGCUUUCCAAUGGUGCCGCUGUCAUGUUAAUCCAAAGCCUGAAUCCCUGCACCACCUGUUGUCCUAGAUGCACGUCUUACUACCAGGAAGCACUGGCCAUAUCGUGCGGAACAGCAGCUGUAUUGAGUCUAUUUGCCGCACUUUCUCUCCUCCCCAGCAAGAUUGGUGAGCGCAAAAAGGGUAUUGAAUCAGAUGAGGGUGUUCCUGAGCGGUCAGAAACUUGUGGUGCCGAGGGAGUCCCAGAAGCACUCACAUCUGCUUGUGCAAACUCAACAAUGUACACUGUUGCAUGCAUAGACCCAUCAGUUGGUACAGUGGCAGUGGUGGGUGUUGGGCCAGGCAUGAGUGAUGGUGUUGGUACAGAUGCACGACCCAACACUACCGAAGGGUACACUGCAAUUCCACAAGGUGUCCGAGCUCGGAUAAUAUCAUCGUGUUCGGAUAAUGAGGAAAGCAGCGGUGACGUGUCUGUUGCAUAAGCUACUAAGAGCAAGUUAGCAUAUUUUGUUAUAAUAAGUUAAAUGGAUGGCUGUGUAUCAGUAACAUCUGUGAAACUCGUGAAGCUCAAGCAGGUCGGCGUUCAAUCCCCAACCGUCCAAGUGGUUGGGCACCAUUCCUUCUCCCCAUUCCUUCCCAAAUCCUUAUCCUGAUCCCUUCCGAGUGCUAUAUAGUUGUAAUGGUUUCGCGCUUUCUCCACAUACUUCCCUUCCCUUAGUGGUUGUUCAUAAUGACGGGGCAUUAUUUUGCUUGGAGCGUGAACGACAAUAAGCAAAGCUCUUCAUUCAUGGAGGUGGAUAAUUUCCAGAUAUUUUAAUUGCUUUCAGUUGACAUUCUGAGUUGUAGAUACUUAAGCCAAUUUAUUUUGUACAAGUUUGACUGUGGAAGAUACUUUUGCAGUGACUGAUAUUUACAUUGAUCGUCAGGUUGUAAAUAAUACAUCAUGCAAAAACCAUAAGUUAAAAUAAAUCUAAUGCAUUUUUGUAUUCGAUCAAUUCCUAAUGCAGGAAUUUAUUAAAUCAAUCUGAAUUCAGUGUCUUAAAUCUGAAAGAACAAGUAAACAAUGCAAAUGAAGAACAGUUUUGUUUAGUGUUUGUCUAGUGUUUUACCCAGAGGGUCCAAAAAGGAAAUUUUUUUAAAUAAAAUUAUUAUGUAUACUGUAUCUAAUAAGUGAAAACCCUGAUAAUUCCAACUGUGUUUUUUGAAGAAAAUAAUUAUAAAAUGAAUAUAGUGUUGAUAAAAAAAGUAAAAAGUUAAUUUUUAGUCUAUUUUCUAGUAAAUAAUAUAUUCUAUAUAUUGUUAUAAAUAUAACCAAUAUUCAAAAUCAUUUCAAAUUAUGAUUAUUAUAUUUUUUACGGGGACAGGCUAUUUUCUUCUUUAGCUUUCUCAAUAUUUCAUUUCUUAUAAGAUCAAGAUGUGCCCUUUCUAUAGAUGCCAUGAAAAGUUAUGAAAUAUGUUGUUUUAGACAGUAUAAAAAAAUAUGUACCUUUUUAAUUAUUAUAUAAUUAAAACAAAAUAAAAAAGUCUUGAGUUACUUGAGAGAGAAGAGAGAAGAUUAAGCCACCCAAAAGGUGGCUUGGGCAUGAAUAGCCCAUAAGUGGUGGCCCUUUUGAGCCAUUUCCAGUAUCAAUAGAUGAUACUGGAGAUCUGUGGAAGUGCGACUGCACCCUGCGUGACGGGAGAUGUCUCCCGUGUUGAGUUACUUGAUAUCAGACGAUACGUGUUCCAAAUGGAUAGACUAUCGCCAUAACCACACACAUAAGGCUUCCGGGCUUUACACCUUUUGACUAUUACGAAUUUCGUGGUAAGUACUGUGUGUUUAUUUGUGUAUUAUAUUCUUGUUUCAAAUUGCAGACAGAAAUCAAUUCGGCUCCUUAUUUUUAUACUACUGAUUUGUUGCAUUGUUUUCUUUAUUGCUUUAUUAAAAAAAAAUACAUUUCUCAGUAGGAAAAAGAAUGCUCCGCAUAUAUUUGCCAUUACAGGAGAGGAAUACCAAGAUGAAAAUUUAUAUACACAAAAGUUCCUUGCAAGGUUGUAAAUUGACUUCAAAAUAUAUUUAAUAUCUAUCUUUCUCACUCACUCACUCACUCUCUGUUACAUAUGAUACAUCAUUCAAAAUUCAAAAUCCUAUUUAAAAACAAAAUAGAUGUGAGGUACAAGCAUAAUUCCCGAUAUUUGCUGCUAUACGUGUAUUUGAUUCUGCCGCCGACCACUUGGUCUGGCAUUUGCCAUGUCCAGGGGCUUGUUUUGAAGGUCAAAAGGACCUGGUUGAACAUUACAUAUGUGAUUUGGUAAAGUAUAAUGAUAAAUGCUGGAGUAUAUACAUAUAAUAUAUGCAAAAUAUUUUAUCUACAUUUUAAAUGAUUGUAUCUAUUUUGGACAGUUUUGUAGAAAUUAAUUAUACCCGUAUCAUGUUUUUCAUAUAUGAUACUAUACAUGAUUAAAUAUAAAAAAUUAUUUAAUUGAAUACAAGACAAAUAUACAAAUGUGUUUUUGUUUUGUCUCGCUGCAUGCAGGUUGGCAUUCAGUCCCCGACCGUCCAAGUGGUUGGGCAUCGUUACUUUCUCCCUCCCCCCUCCUCCCCUGUCCCAUGCCAAAUCUUUAUCCUAAUCCCAUCCAAGUGUUAUAUAGUCAAGGUGGCUUGGCACUUUCUCCUGAUAGUUCCCAUCCUUUCUCUCUUUCCUCGCUGUUUGAGUCAGAUAUUUCAUCAUACACACAUUAUAAUUAUCCUGUUUCCAACAUUUAUGGAGAGGCAUCAGUUCAGAGGAGAAAUGUGAAUAAUAUAUCAAAAGAAGGUUAUAGAUAUUAAACAAUAAAAUAUUAACAGAUAUUGCUCAUCCAUUCACUACGUUUACGACAUAAGGCACCACAGGAAAAACAACCAUUACAACACUCCAACAGUCAUCCACAGCAGCAACCCACCACUUCGUACGUCCAGGUGUACAGUGCGCCUCGCGAAGUGUCGUAAUUCAUUGGACUGAAAUUCGUUCACGUCUUACAACUGCUUUCAACCCACCUUUGUUCAAAUUAAUUAUUUGUUCCCUACCAUUUCCAAUGUGUUGUCCAUACCCUCCCUACUUCCUCACUCUCAUCACGUCAACCCACUUUCUUCUUGUCCUUGGCCCCCAUUUGUUAAAGUACUUUGAUAUAGAUUUAUCUCCAGCAAAAUAUAUAUUUACACUUAAAUUCAUGUGAAGUUGCACUGUAUAUAUAUAUAUAUAUAUAUAUAUAUAUAUAUAUAUAUAUAUAUAUAUAUAUAUAUAUAUAUAUAUAUAUAUAUACUUAUAUAUACUUAUAUAUAAUCAAUUCAUGCUAGAUCCUGCCCAUUAUAGCAAAAAUCUGUUGCAGCAGAAGAUUGGCAAUAGUUAAAAAUCUUUACUUCUCCGCUAUUUGGGGCGGGGGGAAUAAUGUGGUUUUUAUUUGUUAAAUCAUGAACACCUUUUGAUACAAAACUCCUGCAUGUGUAGUACAUACAAGUUCUGUGUAGAUACUCAAUAAAUUUAGAUUUUUAAAACAUAAACUGGCAUGUUGACCAGACCACACACUAGAAGGUGAAAGGACGACGACAUUUCGGUCCGUCUUGGACCAUUCUCAAGUCGAUUGUGAGACUUGAGAAUGGUCCAGGAUGGACCGAAACGUCGUCGUCUCUUCACCUUCUAGUGUGUGGUCUGGUUAACAUACUUCAGCCACGUUAUUGUGCCUCAUCGCCUGCAUAAACUGGCAUAUGACCAUGCAAUAAGAAUCGGUAUAGAUCUGAAAUACUGAAGAUAAACUCAUACUAAGACAGUGUGAAAUCAAAGGUUCUGUUGGGAUUGUGUAAAAUGUUAGAUUAUAAUUAAUAUGCUAAUUUUUGCUGCACAAAUUAUUCAUGGUGCUCCUGUGUAGACAGUGCUUUUAUGACAAAGAAAUGUUUAUACUACAGAUUAUUAUUAUAUUUUUCAAAGCUAAACUUUUGAAAGCUCCAGUGUUAAAAGUUUGUUAGAAAAUCAAUGAAUUUAAGAUAUAUUUUUAAUAGAACAACUGUCUGUGAUAUUAUGUAUUGUUCUUUAAAAACUGGUUCUCAUGUUUUAUAUAGAAACAAACCAAAUUGUUUGUAUGUUAUUUAAUAAAUGUAUUGUCCUUA
This is a messenger RNA of Procambarus clarkii (red swamp crayfish), 6272 nucleotides long. RefSeq names its product major facilitator superfamily domain-containing protein 12. Gene Ontology annotation, biological process: transmembrane transport; carbohydrate transport. NCBI's taxonomy places the organism in Eukaryota, Metazoa, Arthropoda, Malacostraca, Decapoda, Cambaridae. Gene Ontology annotation, molecular function: symporter activity. Gene Ontology annotation, cellular component: plasma membrane. The record is from RefSeq and is a predicted model, not a curated record.